AUGCGGCGUACGCACGGCAAGCGAACGAAGGCGGAAAGGAGCAUCAGUCCGGUGCAGCGGAGGUCUCGACGCCGCGCGGAGGCGCGCGGGAGCGAUGCAGCAGCGGAGGUGAAGGAUGAGGAGGAGCUGCAGCAGCGUGGGUUCGCCCACCUGAGAGGAGAAGGAGGCAUCAACGCGUCGCUGCAAAGACAACAACCUCAGCAGAAGCACCAGCAAUGGACAGCGGUGACCCCGUCGCCGGUGUCCAUUCCAACGUCGGCACCUUUAGCUGAUGGUGAUGCAGUGUUCGCAUCGCCACGUACUUCGCGUUCAGUGACGCGUGGGUUUUCCCAUUUGCGGGAUUCCAUCUCCUUCGUGUUGCCGCAAAUACGCGGUGACGUGCGUGCGGCUAGCAGCAGCCCACGCGGAAGCAUUAUUUUGCCAGUCUCCACACCCCCACCCGUGCCCGCCUCACGUGGCAGCUUAUCCUCAUCACACUCAGAGCGCGAUAACCGAGCUCAGCAGCAGCAGCAACAGCAACAGCAACAGUACUAUCUACCCCCUCAACGCCUUCCCCCUCAUCGACAUCACCGUAACGGUAGCAACCAAAGUUUUCUUAGCACGCGCAGCGCGAUUGAAUACCUCAACAGUACCGGAUCGCUUGGGGAGAUUAUUUCUUCGCGUGGGAGCCUGCGCUCGAGCCAGGCGACGGCCUCACACAACUCUGUAUCCCAUUCGACAUUAGGUCCGCUGGAACUCUCUCCCAUCCUGAAGGAGGAGAAGCGCCAGCGAAGAAGACGCGGUGGUGGUGGUGGUGGUGAAGGCAAUAGAAGUGGUGGCGGUGAUGGUGGGCCCUCUACGCGCCGCCCACUCCUUAAGGGACUGCCGAUAGAAGUGCCAGCGGCUCUGGCGAAUUCCGUCGCGGCGGAGGAGCAACAGUCGCGGAGAGAGACGCUGGAGGAGUUACAUCGCUCACUGGCGCGCUGUUCACGCGGGGCGACUAUUGUUGCCCUCACGUUAUUCUUUAUCGCGAUGUGGGGCGUUUUGGCGGCACCACUUAUGUUGCGUUUGGAGGGUCCCGAGGAUGUCUUGGUGCGACACUACGUCGACACGGUGUCGGAACUGCAGUUCAUCUACGGGGUGCCGCACAUGUCUCUCAACAGUAACGAGACAAGACGACUGUAUCUUCGUCUGUUAAGUGAGACACUUGAGCGUUUCGAGAGGGCCACCUCACAUCUGAAGCCUGGUGUUGACUUCAAUGCACAGGUGUUGUACUAUAAACGAAUGAUUAAGGCAUACCAGACUAUUCGACAUCGAGCGCAAUUGUACGCGCGUAGUCGCAACCGCAGUCGCGUGCGUCAGUACGUGCUUGACCCCUUACGUGAUGCUUGGCAUUACGGACUGCUGCGGCAUGGUGUUGCACCAACACUGCGGGAUGUUUUCUGGGAGCCAUCAUUAUCACGCAUGUGGGCGCGAAUGAAGGACAGUGUGGUUUGUCUCCGCCAGGAUGAGAAGAUGCCAUGCCCCACACUGGCGUACCUGCAGGAGAGGCAACAAGAGGAGGAAGAGGAGGGGAUUGAGACAACCCCUGUUGACAUGGAUGACACUGUACAGGGGCAAAGACACCUGCAUAUGCGAGAGGUUUGGCGUCUACAGCGUCUGCUGGAAUAUGUGAAGAGGAGCUACCGCCAGAGCAGCCGUGAAUACAACCAUCUCUUCUCCGGCGAUGACACUGGUGCAGUGAUAUCGUGA
Molecule: messenger RNA, 1731 nt
Organism: Trypanosoma grayi
Lineage: Eukaryota; Euglenozoa; Kinetoplastea; Trypanosomatida; Trypanosomatidae
Exons: 1
Coding region: 1-1731 (576 amino acids)
Source: RefSeq, a predicted model, not a curated record